ACUCUUUCUAUAAAUACUUAUAAGCUUCUUUGUAAUCUCACUUCAUAUCAUAUAGUACUUGAAUCCUCCACAUACGAUGGCAUUCUCUAGAAGCUUCAUUGUUUCAUCACUUCUCCUCUCACUUGUUCUUUUUCAUAUGGUUGAAGCACACCAACUUAUGAGCAACUUUGGAGCUACAUCACCAUCCCCUCUUCCCCAAACUAUAGAUUGUGGGGAUGCUUGUAAGGGAAGGUGUCUAUUAUCAUCAAGACCAAAUUUGUGCAAGAGAGCUUGUGGUAGUUGUUGUGCUGUGUGCAAGUGUGUCCCUCCUGGCACUGCUGGAAACUUUGAUUCAUGUGAAUGUUAUGCUAAACUCACCACCCGCAAUCAAGUUCGAAAGUGUCCUUGAUUUAAGUAUAUGGGAAAAACUUGAGAAAAUUUUCGAUGGAGAGAAUUCAAAUCCUGAUACAAAAUUUAUGUGGAUCUUAUCGUUAUGAAAUAUUUAUAUACAAACAUAUAAAUAUAUACAUACCGCAUAAAUUUGAGUCAAUAAUAAGGAGAAUAUUGAAAGGGAAUGUUGAAAAAAAUUGUCAUGCUUUUGUGCAAAAAAUUAAUAAAUUAUUCUAUUAAUGCUUUUUCGAAAUUGAUGUACUUGGCUCGAUUAUUAAUAAGU
Messenger RNA from Medicago truncatula (barrel medic), 652 nucleotides. RefSeq names its product gibberellin-regulated protein 11. The record is from RefSeq and is a predicted model, not a curated record. NCBI's taxonomy places the organism in Eukaryota, Viridiplantae, Streptophyta, Magnoliopsida, Fabales, Fabaceae. Bases 77 to 388 code for a protein of 103 amino acids. The transcript is spliced from 3 exons.